This is a messenger RNA of Abrus precatorius (Indian licorice), 2084 nucleotides long. RefSeq names its product box C/D snoRNA protein 1-like. The record is from RefSeq and is a predicted model, not a curated record. Gene Ontology annotation, biological process: box C/D snoRNP assembly; snoRNA localization; maturation of LSU-rRNA from tricistronic rRNA transcript (SSU-rRNA, 5.8S rRNA, LSU-rRNA). Bases 344 to 1594 code for a protein of 416 amino acids. Lineage: Eukaryota; Viridiplantae; Streptophyta; Magnoliopsida; Fabales; Fabaceae. The transcript is spliced from 6 exons. Gene Ontology annotation, cellular component: pre-snoRNP complex; nucleus.
AAUCCUUGUUAAAAUCUAAGGCCAAACAGUAUCUCAAAUUUUGUUUUGUUCAGUCUUGGAGCAUCUCGAUUCUCUGUGACCGUCAUCGUUCUCUGGUUGCGGUGGUUCUCACCGCAUACACUUGCAGCGAUAUUCCUCUGCUACUCUUACUCAAACCCUAAACGCCAACACUCUCCAUUGUGUAGCAACACAAGCACUCUGUUCUUUCGUAUCUUUUCGUCUGCGGCCUAGCCACAGCUUCUACCCUACCCUGACUGACCAGUGACGAUAUAUGGCAUUGCCACCCUCUGCCCUGCUGUGACGGUCUUCCAAAGGAGCAGUGAUAUUGGAAGAGUGCUUAAACAUGUCUGCUUCUCUCUCACAAACAGAAGAACAAGUGUCAAUCCCCAGAGGGCCAACACUGUGUGAAGAAUGUAAAUGUAACCCAUGGAAGUACAAGUGCCCUGGUUGCUCCUUACACUCAUGCAGUCUUCCUUGUGUCAAAUCUCACAAAGUGCGUACUGGCUGUGCUGGAAAGAGGAAUCAGACUCAGUUCAUUCCUCUUUCUCAGUUUGAUGACAAUCUCUUAUUAUCUGACUAUAAUUUGCUUGAGGAGGUGAAGAGGGUGGCUGAAUCUGCUCAGAGAAUGAGAGAUAAAUUGGGCAUGUAUGCAUAUUUCAAGCUACCGCAUCAACUUAAAAGCCUUCGAAGUGCUGCUGGGAGCCGGAGAACCAAAGUACUGUUUCUCCCUAAUGGAAUGUCAAAAAGAGAGAAGAAUCAGUCUCGAUAUGACCAAAGGCAGAAGUUUAUAUCUUGGACGAUUGAAUGGCGUUUUCAUUCAACAGACAUUGUUCUACAUGACCAUGGAGUCAGUGAAAAUACAGGCUUUUACUCCAUUCUACAGAAGCACCUCAAACCUGGUCCUUGGAAUCAUCAGCUAAGGCAAUUUUGUGAAGACCAUCUAGAUAGUCUCAAGCUUUUCAUUCGCAAAUAUCCAAAGGGUCCUAGAUCACCCUUCAAAGAGUUAGAUAUGAAAGCACCUAUCAGACAACAAUUAGCAAAUAUAGUCAUUCUGGAGUUUCCUGUUAUUUUUGUUUUUUUGCCUUCCCACAAAAUCAAUUUUGAAGUUAUCAAGGAUGUCAACACCAAUGUACAUAAAUCACUACAGAAAGAUAGUGAAGGGAACCAAAGCCCGAAAGGUGUAUCGUUUAGGGAGGUGACGAUAGAAGACGAUGACUCAGUAGAUUCUAAGGUUUUUGAUCUCAUGAAGCCUGUGGAAUCAAGUUCAUCACAUCAAGUGCUUACACAAAACACGAGUUCUAAAAAAGCACCAAAUGAUUCCUCAGAUAUAUCUCUAUUUGAAGGAGACACUGGGAAUCUCUCACAUUCUUUGACGGAAAUCAAGGAACUAGAAUUCUCUGAAAAUAUGGCAUUUGACUUCGAUCAAGAUUUUAUGGAUAUCUAUGGCGGUCUUUUGGAUCAAACAAACCCCAGUGACUUUUUUUAUUUUGAUAGUGUAUUUGCCAAGAAAACAGAAAAUGACAUAGAGUUACUUGGUUCCGAUGGAGUGUUCCCUUUGCCAGCUGAAUUGGAGGAAGGGGAAAUUCCAGAAUAAUUGGUAGCUAUAGUUCACUUCUGUUGAAAAAUUGGACAGAAAUGAUAGAACAUUGACAACACGAAUUAUAUUGUAUGUUUUGAGGUUGAGGUCCAUUGCUUCCAAGAAUGAUUUGGAGUUGAGUUUCCAAUUGUGUGGACAUGAUUGAAAAGUCAAUGCUUUCGUUUAUAUUGAGCAUGACACAGAUUUCAGAUAGCUUUGUGAUGAUUGUCCUCGUAAGGAAUGGCCGGGAUUUUCAGUUUUGAUGCAUUAAUCACUCCCUAAAUCCUUUCUGUAAAGGUAAGCUUCAACUCUGCAUGAUAAUUGAAGGAGAGCACAAAAGCUUUGGGGUAUACUGGUAUUGGGUACUGAUCAUUUAAGAUUAAGUUUUGAUGUUGGAUUUUACUUUUGUUUGUUAAUCUACUUUUAAGGGUGAACUGAUUUCAAAUUAAUAGAUAUAUUUUCUUUCCAAGCUUUGUAUUUUCCUAUUUGGCUGUCUUCCUUUGCUUUU